AUGAGCAUGAGCGAGCUGAUGAAGUUUAUCGUCAAAGAAUUGAACAAGGAACCAUUCAACAAGUCCUACAAUCUGAUUUCAUUUGAUUCACUAGAACCUUUACAUUUGUUGCAAGUUCUCAAUGAUGUCCUGGCUGUUAUUGAUCCCAAGCAAAAGAUGGACAUCCGUGAAGAGUCACCAGACCAGACAGCGGUGAGGAUCUUCCAGCUUCUGCGAGUCCUGAAGUAUAAACCACCGGAUAACAUGAAUAUGAGUGAAUUCCGCGCCGGCAUUGUGCAGGGGGAGAAGCCAGUUAUCUUUCCUAUCUUAGAAUGGCUGCUGCUGAAGGUGCCAGAACUGCAGAAGAGAGCUUAUUUGGCCAAGUUUCUGGUCAAGAUUGAUGUCCCACCAGAGAUUAUGCAAGAAGAAGAGGUCAAUGGUAUCUAUCUGCAGUAUGAGGAACUAAUGGAUCAGUUUAAGGAGCUGCACAAGCAGUCAGAGCAGUUGAAAAACUCAGGAUUUAACACAGGAGAGAUAAGGAAGGACAUCACAAAUAUGGAGGAAGAAAAAGAGCAGCUCAUUAAAAGAAUUGAAAGAUUAAGGAGAAAGGUCGAGUCGCACCCAAAUUCUCAAAAGAUGAUGAUGGUUGCAAAGAACCUGAGAGUGGAAAGAGACAGAGAAAAGAAGCUUGCAGCUCAGAAACAAGAUCAGUUGACAGCUAUAGCCCAUUUGGAUCAGAGAAUCAAGAGAUUGGAGGUCCAGCUCCGAGACAUGAGACAAACAAGCAUUGGAGCUACAGCGGAAUCCAUGAUUCAUAAGUUGGAGGAAGAAACACGAACCAAUGGCUACAUUGUGAAGGAGCAGCUUCCUAGAGACAUUGGAAACAAGAAGAAGUUGAUUCAGAACCUGCAGAAAGUUGUCUCGGUUCCUGCGAUGGGACAUUCAGAUCUGGAAGAACUUAAUGCUCAGAUUAAUCUGCUGAACGCAGAGAUAAACCAGCUGAUUGAGAAGCGGAUGAGGAGCGGGGAACCUACGGAUGACAAGCUCUCAUUGUUCAGGCAACAAGCAGGCAUAAUUUCCCACAAGAAGGAGGCUGCGGCAGAGACUUUAAGGGCUGCAAGAGAUGAGUACAACCAUAUUCUACAUGAGCUAGAGCAGAAAAGAGAAGUAGUUAAUGCAGCAGAGGGCACAGAAGUUCUCAAAGGAGAAGAUUUCAAGCGUUACGUGAACAAGCUGCGCAGUAAGAGCACAAUUUACAAGAAAAAGCGUUCUGAGCUGGCAGAACUACGGGCAGAGGUUGGUGUGUUGACCCGAACGGAGGAAGUCCUGAAGCAGAGAAAUGAUCAUAUUGAUCGACAGUUGUCGGUGCUGGAGCGGAAGAAAGGAGUGGCUGGCUACAGAGAAACUCAAGAAGAACUGGAGAAAGUGUCAAGCAUGAAAAGCGAGCUGGACGAGAUGAAGGGGCGGACCCUUGAUGACAUGGCCGAGAUGGUGCGGCGCCUGCAUGCAGAGGUCGCUGACAGACGUAACAACCUGACGCCAAUACUUCGGGAAAUUAGACCUCUUCGUGAAAAGCUGCAGGAACUAAAUCCGGAAUACGAGAGCAAGAAACAAGCUUAUGAGAGGCAGCAGGCUGGCUUCGACAGUAACAUGAGUAAACUGGAGCAAGAGGUGAAAGGUUACCGAGAGGAGUGCAAGGCGGAAGAGUCUCGUUACCAUUACCUGAAUUGUAUGAUGAAGGUGCUGCAAGUGCAACAGUCGAGAGUAGCAUCUGAAAUGAAAGCUUAUGUCUCCUCUGACGCAUUAGAGAAGAAGAAAACAUUCAGGGAGGUGUACAGCAGAAAAAUCCAAGAACAGGAAAGUUUAAGUCGAGGUCUACGUGAGAAGCAGAAGACAGUCAAGGAAAAUCAUGAGCCUAACAUGAAGCAGAUGAAGAUGUGGAAGGAUCUAGAAAGACUGUUAGAGUGCAAGAAGCACUGCAUGAAUCAGAUGUCGAACGUCGGGACAACAGAGGGAGCCACAGCGAUGAUGGGUGGAUACGGAGAUCCUGCCCCUACACACCUGGAAGAAGACAGACUAGUACUGUAA
This is a messenger RNA of Candidula unifasciata, 2067 nucleotides long. NCBI's taxonomy places the organism in Eukaryota, Metazoa, Mollusca, Gastropoda, Stylommatophora, Geomitridae. The record is from the annotation of a GenBank genome assembly.